Messenger RNA from Hippocampus comes (tiger tail seahorse), 1752 nucleotides. Its product is annotated as decapping and exoribonuclease protein-like. The coding region runs from base 199 to 1287 and encodes 362 amino acids. Lineage: Eukaryota; Metazoa; Chordata; Actinopteri; Syngnathiformes; Syngnathidae. The record is from RefSeq and is a predicted model, not a curated record. Gene Ontology annotation, cellular component: nucleus; cytosol. Gene Ontology annotation, molecular function: mRNA 5'-diphosphatase activity. The transcript is spliced from 7 exons. Gene Ontology annotation, biological process: nuclear-transcribed mRNA catabolic process; NAD-cap decapping.
GCAACUAACAUACAACAGUAAAGCAACAAACAAACAGUCCAUAAUUCCUGUGGUGUCUUGAAUUCAUGAGUAAUAAAACCGGAACUUCCGCUGGAGCAAAAAGCAAACCAAGUCUUGACAGCGCUGUUGGUUGGGAUCAUCCCACUCUCACACUCGAUUCCCGGAUCAGUUCUCUCACUUUCAGACACAUUGUACGCUAUGAUUUUGAAUGCCAAAAAGGAGUCGUAUGAAAGAUGCUCGCCUCCGUUCGAAGAGCGAGUGGAGGAGGGUUCCUUCUCCCUCGACGCGGAGUGGCAAUUCCAACAUGACAACAGUCAGAUGAGAUACUUUGUGGAACCCGACAAGACACCAAAUUUUGACCUGAGGAACGGCUACAGUGACCGCGACAUACAGGGAGAUGAGAACUUCAUAAAAACUCUGGAACACAUCCUGCAAUGGAUCUUGGCCAACAAGUCGGAACUCAUGCAGAGGACGGCUGCAUCGUCCGUGUCGUCACCUUUAGCUGACUUUGACUUCGUCACAUCGCGAGGCCGUUUGACCAAAGUUUUCUGCACACCUUACGAUGAUGAAUUGGAGUGGUCGCUAGCCAUCACCAAGUUCCAAGGAGUAUUUUACAUCAACGAAGUGGAAACUGAAAGUGCUUGCUGUUACCGACAGAACCGCACCGAGAGUCACAAGGAGAAUAUGUACUGGGGGUACAUGUUUAAGCAGUACACGCGUGCAGAUGAAGUUGACGGCGUACCUGAUUCGACUGGCGUGGUCACCUACAAUGAGGCCUUCUGCAGCGUGGUCCGAACUUGUCUUUCGGACCACAGGCUGCUGUUCUCUGGCGAGGUGGACUGCCGGGACAGAGAGAACGCUGAGGCUCCUCCUGCUUGCUAUGUGGAGCUCAAGAUAUCAAGAGAGAUAAACACAGUCAAAAAGCGGAGCAAAUUCCACAGGUUCAAGUUGCUCAAGUGGUGGGCACAGUCCUUCCUCCUCGGAGUACCUAGCAUCGUGGUCGGCUUCAGGAAUGACGUAGGGCGUGUCUUGUCUGUGCGGACUUAUCGAACUACCGAAAUUCCACAGUUGGUUCAGGGUGAGUACAGGUCCUUGGCUUGGAAGCCAGAAGUCUGCAUGAACUUCUGCAGCGACUUCCUGUCUUUUGUCAAGCGUGUGGUGAUCGAAGACGACCCUCAUGUGGUGUAUCUGUUUUCCCGGAAAGCAGGCAGUAGCGUGACCUUCACUGAACACAGGAACUCUACUUAUUGCUUCCUGCCUGACUGGUAUGUGACGGAAAUGAGAUAAAGGGAGUCACACCACCUUCAUUUCAUAUUUAUUGAAACGAUGCAUGCUAAAUAGCAAAAUUGAACCGCCAUAAAAUUUGCUAUGCUUUUUGGCUUACAAGUGAAAGCAAUUUUCCCCAUAUGAAAAUGAUGUUAAGUGAAUGAAUUCCAGGAUGUCACUGCCGCAAUCUUAAAACCUUUAUUAACAGUACAAAUGUGUUUCACUGUCGCGUCAUUCGAAAAUGAGUUCACCGCUGCAUUAUAAAGCAAACGUAAAGUCAAACUACUCACCUGACAGAAACGUAUUGGAGAGAGAAUAGGAUGGUGUGAUGGAUUUUCAAACUGAACUGAUGAUGAAUUAUGGAAGUGUGUCUGUCAGAAGUUACCAUUUAGGUGACAUCGCUUUUAUUUAAUGGCUGUGGGGUUUUUGUUACGCUUUCAAUCUGUGUAUCAGUGUGUACGAUGAAAUAAAUAACUGGUGAGGAAA